This is a messenger RNA of Gossypium raimondii (Peruvian cotton), 1244 nucleotides long. RefSeq lists its product as uncharacterized. The record is from RefSeq and is a predicted model, not a curated record. The coding region runs from base 129 to 986 and encodes 285 amino acids. NCBI's taxonomy places the organism in Eukaryota, Viridiplantae, Streptophyta, Magnoliopsida, Malvales, Malvaceae. The transcript has a single exon.
AUUCCAAACAUGGAGUGCGUCCGCAUCGUAGAGUCUCUGGACACGCACGGGAAAGAGAGAGAAAUUUUUUUUUAUUUUAAAUAAGGCAGAGUGAAAAAGAAAAGAAGAGAUUUCUGGAGAGAAGAAAAAUGGAAGGCAGAGGAGGGUGUUGCAUAGCGAGAUAUGCAUCUUCUGGCCAUGGGGUCUAUGAUAUGUCGAAAGUGCACCGGAUAAUGCUCCGGUUCCGACCGAUCGCUCCGAAACCGGCAACGGGUGGAUCGGUUUCCCCACAGGGAAGUAGUGAGGUUUGUUCUAAGCCGGGGAGAGGAAAAAGAAGACUCUCUAAAGAAAGUAACACUGUGAGUAAUACAAAGAGGUGCAACAAGAAAAGAAGGGUUUUGAACGAAGAGAAGAGGGUUACUUUGCCACUUCUACCUGAAACCCCUGACUGCAAAGAAGAGUCUAUUCUGAAGCAGCAAAAGGAUGGAGUAGUCCAAAAGAUGAUGCCGUUUUGGUUAAGCUUCGGUGAAGCUGGUGAUAAAAAGGAGGAUUUUCUCGGUGGUGGUGGUGGUGGUGGUGUACGGUCAGCAGAUCAGGAGGUGUUUAUGGGAGGGCAGACGGUGAGAGUGGGGUCGUGCGUGACGGUGGAAUGCGUUACAGAGACAUGGGUGAGUGGGGAUGGGCUAGGGAGUACAGACGAGGAAAAGAAGGUGAAUCUCGGGAGGGACACGUGUCCGGGGUUUAUAUCGGAUGGGUUGGGGAGGGUAACGUGGACAAACGAGGCGUAUAAGGAAAUGGUUGGAGGGGAAACGUUGGUGUGGUUGGUGAUGAAGGAAAGGAUGCCGAUGACGACAACGUACCCGGCGUUUACAUGCAAGGUAAGGGUGCAAUACACGUGCGGGAAGGAGCGGAGUUCCUUGACGCUGCCUUGCGACGUUUGGCGCAUGGACGGCGGUGGAUUUGCAUGGAGGCUCGAUAUCAACGCCGCUCUUUGCUUGGGCCGGUGAAAUUAUAAAAAAUAAAUAAAUCCUUCUAUCGCUUCACUGAGCUUUCUAUUUGCAUCAACUUUCCUUUUAAAUUGUAAAUAUUUUAUGGGAGCUUGCCUGUUUUUAUUUUCUUUCUUUCUUUGUUUCCGACUGGAUCUGGAGUGUUUGGUUUUGAGAUGCAAAAAGCAUUUGAAAAGGAACUCGAAGUAGUCAGAUUUUGAUGUAUUUAUUAUUAUUGUAGAUGGUUUUAUGGCACUUCUUCAGUUCUCAUGUGCUUAA